Plectropomus leopardus (leopard coralgrouper) is the source of this 1146-nucleotide messenger RNA. The record is from RefSeq and is a predicted model, not a curated record. Lineage: Eukaryota; Metazoa; Chordata; Actinopteri; Perciformes; Serranidae.
AUGGAGGAAGAGGAGCAGCUGCGCUCCUUCAUGUUCCUGAUGACUUACAUGCUGCUGAAGCGCAGGAGAGACAUCAACAACGCGAACAUCCAGAGACGCAACGAGAUCCAGAGACGCAUCAGACACCGACAGCACUUCUUCCAGAGACAGAGGAGGAUGCUGAUGGGUUCAGUGUAUCGGAAGACUAACGCCGUGGAGGAAAUUCAACAAACCAGAAAGGACGACUUCUGGGAACAAACUCAGAGGGAUGAGGAGGCGCGUCGCCGGCAGGAGAACCAGCGGGCGGAGCAGGAGAGGCAGGAGCUGGAGAGGGAGAGGAGGGAGCUGGAGGAGAAGCAGGCGAAGGAGAGGGAGAGGAGAGCGAAGGAGAGAGCUCAGCAGAUCGAGCAGGACAGGAUUUAUCAGAAGCAGAGAGAAGAGGAGGAGCGGGAGAGGGAGCAGCAGCGGCAGAACCAGCCGGAAAACGGAUACAAGAAGUCUGGCACCAGCUCCGCAGCAUCGGUGCAGAAAGCUAACGAGGCCCGAUCGCUGAUUUCUCAGAGGUCGUUUAACCCCAGAGACAUAUUCAGACAGAGGGAGCAGAGCUUUGAGUCCAACGAGCGACCGUCUCCCUCUGCAUCCAGACCAGGGAAGCUGCAGAGUCCGUUUUUAUCCCAGAAAUCCUUCGAGAGAGAAACUCCGCUGCAGCCUCAGUAUCCAGCUGCGACGCCCCUGUCCCCCGUCUCACCUGAGCCGUCUCACUCACCUGUCCCGGCUGAUAUCCCGUCCUACUCCAUGCACCCUCUGUCUCCUGUCUCACCUGUGCUGUCUCACUCACCCGCUCCAGCUGUCUCACCGACACCACCGGAGGCGACGGGCUCACCUGCUGCAGCUGCAGACGCUGCUAACACUGAAGAGGAGGACUGGUCAGAUGAGUUUGAUGACGAUGCAGAGGACAGUGCAGCUGCUGCAGAGGACCUGUACGAGGCGCCGCGUCCAUCAGCGGGGACAGAGGACGACCUGUAUGAAAACGUCUACGUCUCCACAGACAGAGAGCAGCAUGUGGAGAGCAGAGGACAGGACAUCAGUGCCAGAGCUCUUUACGACUACCAGGCUGGUAAGUCCACAAACGCACAAACACCAGACUCUUAAACGCUGCUGCUCGUC